ACUUGCCAACUGUCCGUUACGAAGUCUCAGGGUCUACUAAAUUAACCAAACAAUAUAUACCAUAUUAAUUAUGCAAGUUCUACCAACAAGCUGUAUGGGCACCCUUUUCUACAACCAAAGGGAUAAAAGGGAAGGGAUAUUGGCAUUUCAACAAGCUGGGUAGCUACCUUCUUGGGCACUGAACUAAAUCUUUAUAUCCCUGCAGGAAUGGCUGCAAGCAAUUCUUGUUGUUGAGCUACAACUUCAUGUCUCCAGUGUAUUGAAACCGAUAUCCUUGCAUGGUUUUGAGCUCAUUCAUGUAACGCGGUAGAGAUUGAUAUGUUGAGCAGACAUAAAGCUUAUUAGUCUGGUUUAGAUUUUCUAGAGAAGUCCCAGAAAGUGUUUUUUGAGGUUGGGAUCCUGAAGUUAAUUAGAUUAUGGGUUUGAGGUGGUGGAGAAAUUUUGGUGCAGCUCUUGCUGGAGUAUUACUGUUCUUUCAUGGCUUCUGUUACUCAGAGAAAGCUCCCAAUUAUUCAUUCCUCCAAGAAGCAAAACAGGCUCCACCAAACCUAUAUUACGACUAUAUAAUCAUUGGGGGUGGAACCUCUGGCUGUGCAUUGGCUGCAACUCUCUCCCAAAACGCUACCGUUUUGGUGCUUGAAAGAGGAGGCUCGCCCUAUGGCAACCCUAAGAUAAGAAACCUGGAUUCGUUCUUUGCCAACAUUUUGGACAAUUCUCCAUUAUCACCUUCCCAAUCCUUCAUCUCUGAAGAUGGAGUCUUCAACACUCGAGCCCGUGUUCUAGGUGGUGGAAGCGCCUUGAAUGCUGGUUUUUAUUCAAGAGCUAGCGCCGGCUUCGUAAAAAGCUCAGGCUGGGACGAAAGACUGGUGAAGGAAUCUUAUGAAUGGGUGGAAAAGAAGGUGGUGUUCAAGCCCCCGAUGCUGCAGUGGCAGUCUGCUGUCAGAGAUGGAUUGCUGGAGGCAGGUGUGUUGCCAUACAAUGGAUUUAGCUAUGAACAUUUGUAUGGGACUAAAGUUGGCGGAACCAUAUUCGAUCAUCAGGAUCACAGACACACUGCUGCUGAUUUGCUCGAGUAUGCCAACCCUAAAAAUAUUGUUGUUCUCUUACAUGCAACAGUGGAGAAGAUUGAGUUUAGAUUGCAUGGAGAAUCAAAGCCAAUAGCCUCAGGUGUGAUAUUUAGAGAUGAAGUAGGAGUCAGGCAUAAUGCGUAUAGGAGGGACUCCAAGAGCGAGAUCAUAUUGUCAGCUGGCGCGAUUGGAAGCCCACAAUUGUUGAUGCUGAGUGGAAUUGGGCCUGAGUCCCAUCUUAAGGCCCAUGGUAUCCCAGUGAUUCUGGAGCAGCCCAUGGUUGGCCAAGGCAUGGCUGACAACCCAAUGAAUGCCCUGCCCAUUCCCUCUCCACGGCCCGUCGAAAAUUCCCUCAUCCAAGUCGUGGGCAUCACCACGUUUGGGAGUUACAUCGAAGCCGCUAGCGGUUCCGAUAUCAUCCGUUCUUGGUUUCACAGGCCUCCUGAACAGUUAUCCAAUGCUUCUACAAACCCAAAAGGUACGGAGAAAGCCCAUAAAGCCAUGAACACCAUGAUGAAAGCAACAGUGAGAGGUGGAAUCAUCCUUGAGAAGAUCAAAGGUCCGAUCUCAACAGGCCACCUGAAGCUCCGAACCACCAACCCAGAAGACAACCCAUAUGUCACCUUCAAUUACUUCGAGGAGCCCGAGGACCUCCAGAGAUGUGUGGAAGGCAUGCGCACCAUCAUAAAAGUCAUAAACUCAAAAGCCUUCUCCAAGUUCCGAUUCCCCCACAUACCAGUCCAACUUCUUAUAGAUAUGAUGGUAUAUUCCCCAGUGAACUUGCGGCCCAGACAUGUCGGCGCCUCCAUCUUCUUAGAACAGUUUUGCAUAGACACUGUAAUGACGAUCUGGCAUUAUCAUGGAGGCUGCCAUGUUGGGCGAGUGGUGGAGCCAGACUACAAGGUUAUUGGCGUGGAUGGGCUAAGAAUUAUAGAUGGUUCUACCUUUAAUCACUCUCCGGGGACUAAUCCACAAGCUACUGUUAUGAUGCUUGGAAGGUACCUAGUCAUUUAUCAUAAUCAAAUAUUCGUAUUUUUUCCAUUAUUACUGAUUUUUUUUCCUUUUAAUUUUCCAAUGCAGGUACAUGGGGGAGAAGAUUCUUGGUGAAAGAUGAAGUAGCAAAAAUUGUGAUUUUUAUUUAUUAUUUAUUAUUAUUACUAUUUUGGGCUUUAUCAAGUGGGUUUGAAAUUGUGAGAAGUAAGGAUUUGCUGCAGCUGCUGCUAAUAAAUAGCUUCAACUACAUUACGAAUGGAAGCUCUGUAAAAUUACAAUACUGUCUUAAGAAGUAUUAGAUUACAAGUACUCAUAAAGAAAAACUAAGUACAAAUAGAAGAAGACAAAUAAAAACUUAAGGAAAAUGUGAUACAAUUAGUAAAACCAGCAAGAUUCAAACCAAAACGUUUCAUGACCGGUCCUGAUAUUGAACUAUGAAAAAAGCUGAGAACUUUACCAUCUCUCAGUCAACCCCAUGACAGGAACUGAAAAUGAAGUAAUUUACAGAUACACAUCACAUAUAUGUAUUAGAAAGGAGCACAGCGUAAGUCACCCUUCAGAGUUGGCACAAGAGACCCCAGCCGUCUGAUUCUGAGAGCGUCCAUGUGGGUCCUUGUCUUCAUAAAUGGUGUCCAGCUUUCUUCCAGAGGAGUUACCCUUAGUGGUGGCUAUGAUCAUAGGUGGUGCUUUCUCCUCUAUCCUCUGAUUCUCCAUCUUCCUUGUUUCCACUGAUCUUUUCAUCUUCCCUCUAUCUCUUUCUCUUUAUCGUUAUGCUCCACUUUCCCGAGAAAAUAUCCACACUAGAACAUCAC
Vitis vinifera (wine grape) is the source of this 2872-nucleotide messenger RNA. RefSeq names its product protein HOTHEAD. NCBI's taxonomy places the organism in Eukaryota, Viridiplantae, Streptophyta, Magnoliopsida, Vitales, Vitaceae. Bases 417 to 2174 code for a protein of 585 amino acids. The transcript is spliced from 3 exons. The record is from RefSeq and is a predicted model, not a curated record. Gene Ontology annotation, molecular function: oxidoreductase activity, acting on CH-OH group of donors; flavin adenine dinucleotide binding.